GCUUUGCGGCAACUUCACACAAUUACGGAUACAAAUUUUGAAACAUGGCUUCCUCGGUAAAGUUUGCUGUUGUUGAUGUAAACGAUUUUCUAUCUAAGAAACAGACAUCGGAACCAGAAUUAUCUGAAGAUUGGGCUAAAUUAGAGGAACUUUACAACAAAAAGCUAUGGCACCAACUCACUCUGAAGUUACAAGAACUCGUGAAGCACCCAUCAUUACAGACCGGCGACAAUCUGAUACAGCUAUACAGUAACUUCCUUACCACCUUCGAGAACAAGAUCAACCCGCUGUCCCUGGUGGAGAUCAUAGCCGUGGUGGUGGCGCAGUACUCCGACAAGAGAGAAGCCAUUGCUUUCCUGGAGAAGGUGGAAGCCAAGGUGAAGAUGAACGACGAGGCCCUCGCCCUGUGCAAGGUCCUGCAAGGUCAGAUUUACCUGGAGCACCUGAACGACUUGGAUGCCACGGAGAAGAUCAUCGAGCAACUUGAAAAUACCUUAGAAGAUGCGGACGGUGUGACGCCGGUGCACGGCCGGUUCUACAAACUUGCUUCUGAAUAUUACAGGGUGCGCGGCCCCAUGGCGCGCUACUACCGCGCGGCGCUGCGCUACGUGGGCUGCCUGGGCGGCGGCGCGGGCCUGGCGCCCGACGAGCGCCGCGAGUGCGCGCUGCGCCUGGCGCUCGCCGCCGUGCUGGCGCCCACCGUGUACGACCUGGGCGAGCUGCUGGCGCACCCCAUCCUGGAGUCGCUGCAGGGCUCGCCGGACGCGUGGGCGUGCGAGCUGCUGCGCGCCGUGGCCGCGGGCGACGUGCUGGCCUUCGAGCGUAUCCGCGCGCAGUCGCCGCACCAGGAGCUGCACCGCGCCGACCGCCCGCUGCGGCAGAAGAUCGCCAUCCUGUGCCUCAUGGAGAUGGCGUUCAACCGCUCGUCGGCGCAGCGCCGGCUGACGUUCGGCGAGAUCGCGCGCGAGGCGCGGGUGCCGCCCGCCGACGUGGAGCUGCUGGUCAUGAAGGCGCUCGCCGACAAGCUCAUCCGCGGGCACAUCGACCAGGUGAGCGAGACAGUGACGGUGACGUGGGUGCGCGCGCGCGCGCUGGGGCGGGCGGGCGCGGGGCAGCUGGCGCGCCGGCUGGACGCCUGGUGCGCCGCCGCCGACGGCGCCGCCUCGCUGCUGCGCGACGCGGCGCCCGACCUGCUCACGCUCUAGCCGUAGCCUGUGGCCGAAUGACGCUGUGCCGUGUGCACGCGCGACUGCGUCAAGUGCGCGGUGCGGCGCAGGCGCGGUGCGGCGCAGGCGCGGUGUCGAUGUGAUAGUUAUAAUUCAUAAUAAUGUGUCUGAGUAAUUAAAUAUAUAUGUAAUUGUAUGGU
Molecule: messenger RNA, 1366 nt
Organism: Bicyclus anynana (squinting bush brown)
Lineage: Eukaryota; Metazoa; Arthropoda; Insecta; Lepidoptera; Nymphalidae
Gene: Rpn9
Product: 26S proteasome non-ATPase regulatory subunit 13
Exons: 10
Coding region: 45-1205 (386 amino acids)
Biological process (GO): ubiquitin-dependent protein catabolic process
Cellular component (GO): nucleus; proteasome regulatory particle, lid subcomplex; cytosol
Molecular function (GO): structural molecule activity
Source: RefSeq, a predicted model, not a curated record